UUUAUCUGAUAGAUUGCUGAACUUAAAACAAUGCCAAAUCCUACCAGGGAAGCUAAAAUAACUUCCACCAUAAUGGGUUCCCUGAUCUUCAUCUAUAAACCUACUGUAUCACAGCAUAAAAUUUCUUCAUUUCUCUGGUUAUGUUCCUUAAUCAUUCCAUUCUUAUUUCCAUUUCUUAGCCAGAUAGAAGCUCAAACACGCCUUUGUAGAACCACUUGUGGUGAUAUCCCUAUAAACUACCCUUUCGGGAUUGAUGAUGGAUGUGGCAGCCCUUAUUACAGGCACAUGCUCGCCUGCUCCGACACUGGAAAGCUUGAACUCCGAACACCCUCCGGCAGAUACCCCGUACGCAGCAUUAGUUACUCCGAUCCUCAUGUUCUCGUCACCGAUCCAUUUAUGUGGAAUUGUCAGGAUGGUGAUAACUUUCGUCCGACUAGGCCUUUUAACCUUGACACGAGCACACAUUUCUCACUGUCCUCUCAAAACGACUACCUCUUCUUCAACUGCAGUGAGGAUUAUGUGAUUGUUGAGCCAAAGCCUAUCUUCUGCGAGAGGUUCCCUGACCGGUGUGAUUCAUCAUGUGAUAGUGCAAGUUAUCUUUGCAGGCAUUUACCUGAAUGUGCCUCGGCGCUGGGUGGUAGUUCUUGCUGUUCCUACUACCCUAAAGCAACAGAAUCCUUGAGGCUGAUGCUGAAGUAUUGUGCUUCAUAUACAGGUGUGUAUUGGAGAACUGUUGGUACAAGUGCUGACACUCCUUAUAACCAGGUACCUGAAUAUGGAAUUCGGGUUGAUUUCGAUGUUCCGGUGACUACGCACUGCCUUCAGUGUCAGGAUCCAUCCAAGGGAGCCGGAACAUGUGGAUUUGAUACACAAACACAGAAUUUCUUGUGUCUCUGUAUGGCGGGAAACGUCAGUUCCUAUUGUAAAGAUCAUAACAUUUCUGGGCACAGAAGGGCGGGAGUCAUUGCAGGGACUGUAAGUGCAGUUUCAGCUGCUGGAGCCAUAGGAAUCGGGGCUGGUAUUUGGUACUUGAAGAAGGUGAGAGCUAAAGCACCUGUAACAUGUGGGGUUCAAAGCAAUGAGAAUAGGCUUUUCUGAAGGAGUGCGAGCAAAAGUGAAGGCAACCUCAUCUUUUUUCUUUUCGUAUUUUAGUAAUCUUUUUGAACUUUAAGGGGAAACCUCGAUGGCUUGUGUCUGUUCUUUCUUUCUUUAUAGUAAUAGAGAUUUGAGAGAACUGCGGAUUCACUGCGAUUUUGCUGCCAUUUCUUUCUAA
Theobroma umbraticum is the source of this 1273-nucleotide messenger RNA. RefSeq names its product wall-associated receptor kinase galacturonan-binding protein. Lineage: Eukaryota; Viridiplantae; Streptophyta; Magnoliopsida; Malvales; Malvaceae. Gene Ontology annotation, molecular function: polysaccharide binding. The record is from RefSeq and is a predicted model, not a curated record.